CUUUCGAACGCACCACCUCCGGUCACCACGUGGCUUGAUCGAUGUCCGGAGGGGGAGCAUGCGUGCCUUCCCGCAUUCGCUCCUCCGGUCUGGUAAAUGCAGAAGGCGAAUUCCCACCCAGAGAACGGGUCGAAACGCGGCAGAACGCCGGAUCGGUUGGUAAACUUUCGGAGGCGCACUCGUUCGCAUGCAACGUCGGGCGCUGCUGAUGCGAAAGCUCCCUUUUCCAGAACCAUGGUGCGCGUCGUGUUUUAACCGGCCACCCGAGUUUUGUGUGAUAUGAACGUUUGUUUGUUAAUUUGCGUUAAUUCAAGCCCUCUGGAACGGCCCGUCAGUUUUGUUGAUAAAAAAGUUUUUAUUGUGAAUGAAUAACCCGAUCGUCGACAACAUGGAAACUGAGUCGUCGUUGAACCGUUCGACUGCCGAAACGCAACUUCCCGCGACCGAUCAGAAACAAGUACUCGACGACAGCUGCGACGAGGCUGAUAACACGAUACACGCUUUCAACGCUUCGAACGCUAACGAAACGGUCAUCGAGAAGAUCGGCGAUGUUUCAGUGAUCGAAAAGACCGACGAGGAGCCGCCAAAGCCGAAGAAACCACCCCAUUUAGAACUGCACGUGCAGUGCGACAAUAAUUUGGAUCUGGUGAAGUGCGAGGGCAGUGAUAGUGGUGUGGAAGUGGUCGAGCAUUUGGACGCUUUUGUCUUUCAGAGGACUCUCAGCUCUAACAGCGGUAACUCCCACGAGUUCGAUACAGUCGUUUGUCCGCGAUCAUGUGAUUCAUCAAUAAUCAGUUGUUGCUCAAAUUAUGAUGAAGCCUUUAAUCUACUAGUGAGAAAAAACUCCACACUUUUUGAAGACUACACCCGCAACGGGGACGUCACCAGUGAGAACGGAAGCGAAAGCUCUUCCCUCAGUGGUACCACCACAAGAAACACGAAGAGGAACUUACUGAAUAGUUCCAAGAAGAAAGUCUCCGUGGCUGACGCCAAAAACAAAUUGAAUCUAAGCAAGGACAGAUCGCGUCCUAAACCUCCGGUAACACCCAAAACAGUACCGGUACGUUUAAAGUCGGCGGACCGUUCUCAGUCCAGAAACAGUUCCGUUUUGUCCAAAAGUCCCAGACCAAAAGUCACACCCACAAAUCUCGAUUUAUCUGCUAAGAAAGACUCUAAACGACCCUCUUCCGCACGUACGCCAUCAACCACCAGGACCCCCCAGGUGACUCCCACAGACGACGGUCGUUGGCCCUCCGUCAACUCCAAGCCCGCCCCGUUAAUGGCACGUAGUUUGAAAGGCGCAAUUGACCCAACCAAACCCAAACCCAUAACCCAAAUGGAGACCAAAACGAUCGAAAAGUACGCCACCCUCCCCAGAAGGAAAAAGGAGAAGUCCGCCGAAAGCAUCAAAGACCCUCCCAAGAAGACCAACAGCCGCGAAAGCAGCUCCAAUCGUUUAAGCGUGUCCAAAAAACUCCCAUCCAGAGAAACGACACCGUCUAAAUAUUCGAUGUACACAAACAAGGCAAAACAAAAGGUAAAGAUCUACCACGAAACCAGCAUCCAAACCGCCCUAACGAUGACGGAUGUCGAGAAAGCCCUGAACGGCGAAGUGGUCACGCUGAAAGAUCCGAACGAAAGGGAAAAGUGCCACGCUGAGGUUCAGGUGGACAUGAGCCAGAAGGAACUGGAGAAGUUGAGGGAACAGGUCAGACUGAUGACGGAGAAGUUCGAGCAUUUGCAGGGGGAUUACAAAGCUCAGACUGAAAAACUGAAGGAGACCGAGGACAAGUUGAAGGCGGAGGCGUUGGAAAAGGAGGGGUUGAAGCAGGAGCUCGAAACGAACACUCAAAGGGUGUUGGCUCUACUUGGAAGUGACAAUAAUGAGGCGGAUAAUUCGAGUGACAGCCUCUUAGUGCUGGAAAAUCGCUUCCAAAAUGUGAGUCUGGUGGUUAUAAGACAAGAAGAGGAAAUUUCAAAGUUAAACUCGCUGAUCAGAGCUUUACAAAUAGAUCUGGACAAGAGCAUGGCGGCUCAAAAAACACUUCUACAACAUCAGCAAGAACUGGAAGCAGAAAGCAUUGAGCUGCAGGAUUUCAUGCAAGCUGAAAAAUCUACAUUGACGGAUGCCUUGAAAGAAGCUGAGGUUGAGAUCAAGAGGUUUAAAAUGAUUGCAGUUCAAAAGGAGAAAGAAGUAUUAGAUAAGCAAGAUGAAUGCAAACACCUGGUGCGACUGAGCGAACAAAGGAAACAGGAACUGCUUGGUGUCCAGGCGCGUUUGACCCACGUGGAGACCAAGAGUAGGGAGUUGCUUGUUCAACAGGGUAGCUCCGUUUCGGGGGCGGCUGUCGCCCUGUCCGCCCUCAUCGGGCGGCUCGAAGGACUGGUGGAUGAACUGGUCGCCGCUUACAACAUUUCGGAUCAGGAACUUGAUGACGUCAUCUACCACAACGAAGCCUACAACAACAGCAGCAGCAGUCCGGAAUCCACGCCGGAAAAGUCGCGUAAACUGUUCGCUGACAAGACUCCCUCGCCGAAGAAGGGCUCGUCGUUCGUCUCGGCGGUGAUCAACGCGAUCAAAAACGCGGCAGCCCAAACCCCGUUCUCCAGCCGCGAUUACAGCGGCGACAACCUCUACACCGAACACUCCAGCUCCAACGAGAUGCUGGAUUCCGAAACUGAGCCGUGUCUGAUGAUGGAACAUGUGCUGGAGGACGUCGUGAUGCCGGACAGUCACAGUCACAACAUGAUCUCCUCCGGACACAGCAUGUUGACGUCAAGACUGACUCACAGCGAGAGCUUGAAGGAUUUGUCUCAAGCCAUACUGAACCGCCAACUGGCAGAACAAACUAGUCUGAGCUACGCCGGAAGUUUGAACACCUCAUUCACUAGUGAAAUGGCGUCGUUGACUGACUUUUUCCCCUCGAUUUCUCUGGUGGACCAGGUUAUUGAUGUGGACAACGUCAUAACGAGACUGUUGAAAGUCAUCAGAAUUAUACAGCUGGAAACUGAUGACAGUAUGAGCGAACUGCAGGAGCAAAGAGACGGUUUGGCUGAGCAAAUCGAUAAGCAAAAGGAAACUAAUAAGGUUGUGGUGAAGCAGCUGAAGGACUGGGAAGUAUUGGGUGCACGUUUGAAGGGAGAAGUCAAGGAACUGAUGGCGCAGUUGAGCAGGAAGAACGCUGAAAUGGACAAUCUUAAAACUGAAUUAAACAAUCAACGUGAACAAGUCGAGAAAUUAAACCAGGAUGUGUGUGAAUUAUCAACGGCGUUGGCUAAAGUUGAACUGGAAACGAGGAUUAAAGAGGAGGAAGUGUCGGAAGAAAUUAAAAAGUGGGAAAAAACUGGAGAAAUGCCCACUCCAGAUAUUUUGGCACGGUUUAUAGUUUCCCAAAACGAGCUGCCAAUUUUAAAAGAAAAACUAGCCGAAAAGGAAAAACGAUUAAGUGACGCUAGGAAAGAAUUUUUGGAGAGCAGGCAGGUAUUGAAUGAAAGCUUCAAGAACGCAGUUAGAGAAGUUAAGAAACAAUAUGACGCAAUUGAUAAAGCUUUAGAAGUUCUUAACAAAAACCAAGCAGUGGUCCAACAAUACCCACCUUUGGCACAGCUCCAGCGUGAGCUCGAGGAUAUUAGUUUUCAAACGGCUUCAGCCAUGCCUAUUGUGGCCCCAUCGGACUGUAACGCGAACGCCGCCCUUUUACAAGCGAUCGGAAACUUGGAGAUAGCCGCUCCCAUCAACACCACUGCCUAACACAAAAAAUUGUAGAGGGGGUGAAAACUGUUGGCUUAUUUUAAACCCAUGUGCCUGUGAUUUAAUUAAUCAAUUCGUAAAACUGACUCAGGUUAAUGAAGUGCAGACGAAUUUAACGUAAAACGAGUUGACCAUUUUAAUUUUCUUGUUAUUAUAUGUCAUUUAAAUUAUUAUUGUUAAUCACAAUUUCAAUCAGUGUGUAACAAAUUAAUUUUUUCUUUUAUUGUAUAAUAUAUUGAAUUUGUCCACUAGACUGAAAAUUAUGAUCUCAAUAAAUUGUCUCUUAUAUUAAAUAGUGGAAAAAUCCAAUCUGGAGUCAUCACUACUUUUAUCCUUAUUAGCGUACUUUUAAUUCUACUAAAAGUAUGUCAUUAAUUUUAAAUUAUUGAAAACAUUUCUUUUUAAAUAAAGAAAAAUGUUUUUAUUUCUGACCAUUGUUUAAAUUUUUUAAAUACACAACAGUUUUCACCCACUACGUAGAUGUACCAGCCACAUUUUUGUAGCUCAAAAAUUGUCCUGUUAUAUAAUAAAAAUUGACCAAAUUUUUCCCCAAUUUUAGUGUUGUGAUGUUGAGCUAUAAAAUGUAUGAUGUAACUUGUUGAUAUUCUGAAUUGUAAUUGCACUGUACCGACAUUGAAUGCCAUUGUUUUUAAACACUUGUAAAUAGAAUUUUUCCUAUUUUGUAUAUUUUAUUAUGUAGUUCGUUAAGAUUAAUAAUUUUGACUUCCUAGAGAUAAAAAAGGCUGAUCCACGCCAUCUUACUAAAAUACGUCCAAUACGAAUUUUUCUAUGUUUAGAAUUAGAAGUUUUCGUGUUAUCGUAACGCUUUUUUUGUUUUUGAAACGAAUCAAAAUUGUAUUAUUAAUUUGUUAACGUAUUAUUUGGUGCUUAAGACAAAAUAUAUACAUAUUUUUAGAAUGUUUGAAGCAAUGCCAUUAUUGUAAAUAAAUUUAUUUAUUAGUAA
Molecule: messenger RNA, 4715 nt
Organism: Aethina tumida (small hive beetle)
Lineage: Eukaryota; Metazoa; Arthropoda; Insecta; Coleoptera; Nitidulidae
Gene: corn
Product: coiled-coil domain-containing protein 18
Exons: 9
Coding region: 365-3751 (1128 amino acids)
Source: RefSeq, a predicted model, not a curated record